Messenger RNA from Dreissena polymorpha, 809 nucleotides. RefSeq lists its product as uncharacterized. Bases 140 to 529 code for a protein of 129 amino acids. Lineage: Eukaryota; Metazoa; Mollusca; Bivalvia; Myida; Dreissenidae. The transcript has 4 exons. The record is from RefSeq and is a predicted model, not a curated record.
UAGCAAUAGAUUAGGUUUUGAAAAGUACGAAAACAUCUCAAGCGGAUUUACAGAUAAAUCUGUACAAUUUCGUCUAUCUAAACUUAUAAUCAAUAACAAAAUAAAGAUAUUGGGUCAGCAAGAAGAUUCUGAUGAUGAGAUGGAUGUAGAAGAUGAGCCAUCUCUUGAAGACCUGAAGGAUAUUCCAGAGAAUGAUCCUAAUGUUCCUUCAGGAUACAGGACUAGACUCAUAAACAGCACUCGUGCAGACAAAUUGAUACAGAAAGGACUCAACUACACAAACAAGGAAGUGGAACAAUUAUUUUAUAGCAGCAAGUUUCUCUAUAAAGGCAAGACAUUGCUCAAAAAAGCAACCAAGAUUAAUGAAGGAGAGCAUAUUGACAUUUUGCAUGCUGAUGCUGAUAAAAACUCGGACUCUCCCUUUUUUCAACGAGUUAAAGUUCUCAAAAUUUACAAGGGGACAACGAAGAAAGGCAAUCCAAAGGUGGCAAUUAGAGUAUGGAUAAAGCCAUUUGAGUCAAAAUGUUGAUUCAUGCUUAGCAAGAGUGUUUGGUUAUACGUGAUAUGGUGUGUAUGUAAAAUUGUGAUAUGUUGCUAACAAAAUAACACGUCAUCUGCUCUGUGCAGCAGCAACAAUAUCAUUUGUGGGGGCUAGUCUGAGGCUACGAUGGUAGCAUAUGACAUAAGACCCAUUUUUGCAUGAUGUGCUUCAAUUUCUAUUGUAUGGACUCAAUUAUUGUUGAAAUAAUUCACCACUUAUAAGGAAUAGCGAAAAAAUGAAUGACAACCCAAAAUACUAGAGUUUCUUU